Messenger RNA from Parastagonospora nodorum SN15, 1356 nucleotides. RefSeq lists its product as hypothetical. Gene Ontology annotation, cellular component: nucleus. NCBI's taxonomy places the organism in Eukaryota, Fungi, Ascomycota, Dothideomycetes, Pleosporales, Phaeosphaeriaceae. The transcript has 2 exons. Gene Ontology annotation, molecular function: zinc ion binding. The record is from RefSeq and is a predicted model, not a curated record. The coding region runs from base 1 to 1356 and encodes 451 amino acids.
AUGUCGGAAACACAGCCAGCUCUUGCUACAACGAAGCGCAAGUUUCACAAGCUUGUCGACAGCAUCGCUGCGAAUGCAUCAACAACCUCUCUCGCAAGCUCCCUGCAGCAUUCAAAUGCAUCCACAUCAUCACUAUCACAAGGGGACUCACCUGAGCACCCUAGCAAACGCCCUAGGAGCUCCGAAGCAAGCAUGGAGCGGGACAGGAGCAUAUCAGCAAGCCAAGCUCGCAUACAAGCACUGAAAGACCAGCUUUAUACACCGCGACGACAAGGCACAGUCAGGGUUGUUGGAAAAGCCAUGGCAUCCAGCCCCUCAGCACCGCGCAAAACACCCAAUUUCCAGCCACAUAGUCAGGAGCAAUUCCUCAGCCGCGUCAAAACCUUUGCCGACGUCAAGAAGUGGACGACGAAGCCGGAUGCGAUAAGCGAAAUCGAGUGGGCGAAGAGAGGCUGGAGUUGCGAUACAUGGAACACAGUCGCCUGCAAGGGUGGCUGCGAAAAGCGUGUGGCAGUCAAGCUGUACCCGAAGCGCAAAGACGCGGACGGCAAGGCUAUCGAGAUGAGCGAGGACUUUGCCGCCGAGGUUGACGAUAAGCUCGUUGAGCGAUACAGGGAACUUAUCGAGACAGGUCAUGCUGCGGACUGUUCCUUCCAGUCCAUAGCUGCCGAUGUACCGCUCCUCGAGAACGUCAUCUACCCUGAGCCAAGCAUAAAAGACAUCGUGCAGCGCAUGCCAUCGAACUUGUUCGGUUCGGCAACUCCCCCGUCCUCGCCCUCAGAUAUGGUUGCCUUCGCAUUCGCCCUCUUCGGCUGGUCAGGACUCUCGGAGUCGCGCAUAUCACUUGCAGUCUGUGAUCACUGCUUCCAGCGGCUUGGCCUGUGGCUGUCUUCGGACACGCGUUUGAAAGAGAUGAGCAAGAAGCUGGACGUACCGAUUGAGUCACUUCGUCUCAACCUACUUGAGUCGCAUCGUGAACACUGUCCCUGGAAGAACGCAACAACCCAGAGCAAUUCCAGUGACGGCCCAAUCGCAAACAUGGCGGCGUGGAAGACUCUACAAUUUAUCCUCCUAGGCAAACAGAAGGAGUUGCCAGCCCUGCCUUGCCAAGAACUCGGACACAGCAGGAACAUGGAAAGCGUGGAUCUGGGCAGUGAGGCAGAAUAUCCACGAGGUAGCUUGGACAGCCAUCGCGACGACAAGGACAAGGAAGAGGGAACUGAAUCACUGCAAGGCAAAUGGCAGAAGUUCAAGGCGAAACUGCGACGUACGACUAGCAAGAAGAGCUUGAAGAGCGUCAAGAGCAUGCGCAGCGCCAAGAGUGGGAAGAGCACGGGAACAAGCGCGGAGAAAUAG